This is a messenger RNA of Penicillium cinerascens, 621 nucleotides long. It is a transcript of the gene fmn1, whose product is annotated as riboflavin kinase. Bases 1 to 621 code for a protein of 206 amino acids. The record is from RefSeq and is a predicted model, not a curated record. The transcript has 3 exons. Gene Ontology annotation, molecular function: riboflavin kinase activity. Lineage: Eukaryota; Fungi; Ascomycota; Eurotiomycetes; Eurotiales; Aspergillaceae. Gene Ontology annotation, cellular component: mitochondrion. Gene Ontology annotation, biological process: FMN biosynthetic process; riboflavin biosynthetic process.
AUGCGUCCCGACAAGCCCCGCGACCCAGUUGCCGGCCCCGAUUCAGGGCCCGAAGCCCCGUUCCCCGUGCGCCUGUCUGGGCCGGUGAUCAAGGGCUUUGGGCGGGGGAGCAAGGAUUUAGGAAUCCCCACAGCCAACAUCCCAGCCGACGAUUUGUCCGAGAAAUACCCCAACCUGGAAACAGGCGUAUACUACGGCGUGGUAGCACUAGACCCCAAGAGCUACGAGCACGCAAACGGCUCGACAAACGAGAAAGAAUCUUCAACACUCUUCCCAGCCGUGCUGAGCAUUGGAUAUAACCCGUUCUAUAAGAAUACCGUGCGAUCAGUGGAAAUCCACAUCAUGCCACCUCUGACAUCUCCCUCCCCGACGGCGGUGGCUCAGCCGAAAUUCAACCGCCUGCCUGAUUUCUACGGAACAAACCUCAACCUGCUGAUCUUGGGCUAUAUCCGGCCGGAAUACGACUACGUCUCGAUGGAUGCGCUGAUUGAGGAUAUUCGCAUCGACUGUGAAGUCGCGCGCCAGAGUCUCCUGCGCGAGGCAUAUCAGCGAUAUCUGGUCGAUGAUGGGAAGGCGGCGGAGAAGGUUAAUGCGGACCGGAAGUGGUUGGUUACAUUCUGA